GUCACAGCAGUAAAACUCCCAGGGUCAGAUUCCUUACACUUCGACGCCAUCCAGCAUAGUGUUCUCAACCUUAAGCCAACUCACAUUUAUAGAACACUUGCUUUCAUGUGAUCCUGGGGUGAAAAGAGGGGCUAUGAGUCGUGAGAGAAGAAGACAGUGGUGAAAAAUUAUAAAAUCAGGAAGAGAGGGUCAUUUCCUUAUUCUUAUUCAUGCUAGAAGAACACUGGUCGCUCAUCUUUUCCCAAUUAAGGAGGGUCUGCUGAGAGAGUCUCAGCCAAUUACGAUGGGGAACGAGAACAGCACCACUGACAACCAGUCAGAGGAUGCUGGCUCAAAUAACACCAUCCUGCUGCCACCAAACCCGGGUGUACCACAGGAGGUGUCCCCACAUCCUACCCCAGAAGCAGCCCAGCCUGCUGGAAAUAGUUUUGAUACAAAGCAGAAACAGGGAAAGAAAACUGGAAGCACCAGUAGCAGCAGUAACUCCCCUGGUGUCUGGCCAACUACAGCUGUGCCCCACGCUGAGACCACGCCGACGUUACUGAGCGAUGCUACCAGCAUCAAUCAUGGAAUCAUCAGCGGCUACACAGUGGAGGGUGCAACUAACUCCAGCUCAUGUGCAGUGUCUUUGGAGGUGAUUGGACAGAGAAAUCUCCUACAAAAAGUAUCUGACUCCUCAUCCCACCCAGCUGAAGGAACACGAGGGAGCAGCAUAUCUUUCUCCAUGCCUUUUGCAGAACAUAUCCAAGAUGUUAUCCAAACAAAUCAGGCCUUGGCCAGCAAAGAUGGGCACGUCCUUAAUGGUAACCUAGGGGAGCCCCUGCCAGAUACUCCAGAGGAAGACCAAGUGGGACUUGCCCCACGGGCAGAUAGUAGUGGGGAGAACAGCCUGGUCACUACAAUUGUUCCUAUUGAUGAUGGGAAAAGUGUACCAGGGGAAGGCUUCAGGGACUCUUCUGAUCACAUUACCUUGUUACAAGGGGAUCCAAGGACACAUUCAAGGAUAUUGGAGCCAUUAAAACCGAUGGCACAGCUGUCUGGAAAUGGUGAUCCACAUGGCAGCUCCUCCUCCCCUGGGAAAGAAGCUGGUGAUUAUGUUACCACUCAAGAGGCCCAGCAAAAUCCAGAGCCCCUGCAAACAAAUCAGAAGGCCCCAGCUGUAACCCAGAGAGGUGAAAAUAACACAGAUGGAGUAGCUGGUCUGCUAUUGAAACAGGAGACCCUCUUACUGCACAACACAGCCCCAAGCACAUCAGAUGGAGAGGAAAGCAAAGUGCUUGUGAAACCUCAGAAUUUGGCUGAUGAUUCCAAAGUCCUCAAUGCCUACUGCCAAGAUGUCAAGGAUGUAGAAGCUGCCCUAGAAACUAAGGCAAAUGAUGCUCCCUUGGAAUACAAUAAGGAGCCAACAGCAACUAAUCUUCCCCUACCAAAUUUACCCCAGAAUCCUGUCCUGGAUCCAAAGAUCAAAGAUCCUUUAAGGGAAUCUGUUACCAUAACUGAUGUUCAAAAUCUCCUUCAGAGUGGGACACAGGAAACAUUAUCUGAUAAACAAGACAUCAAUGCUGAAAGAGAUGGGCUUGAACCUGUAAUUUCCCAAAGAGAGGAAAUAUAUCUGAUUUCCAGUGUGGGUUCAGAGAAUACUCCAGAUCCAGCUGCUACUGUUGCUGAAAUGAGACCCAACUGUUCAGUCACAGAGACUCUGGUUGUUUCAGCUACUGAGGCUCUUCCAGACCCAGAAAAAGGAUAUCCCAUGACAGAUGUAGGAAGAGUAUUGGGGAAUAUAGAUUUAAGGAGAGAGAGCAAACAACCUGAGAUGAGUGCUAAAGAAGAUCCUGUCUGUUUAUCUAAAGGUGAAACAGAAGUUCCCUUUAAUGAAGGAAGAACAGAGAGAAUACAAGGAACAGUCCCUAUUGUGUCUCCAAAUGACUUAGAUAAAAGCAUGGGGGGAAAGCUGGAGUUGAGUAAUGAAGGCCAGGUACUUGUUGAUGCUGAAAAUCAAAAUGGCACUAAAGAAGAAAAUCAAAGAAAUAAUCCUCAAGAAAAUGAAGUUGCUGUACAGGAUACUAAAUCCAUAAAACCUGUGUUUUCAGAGCAGAAGAUCUCACUCGAUUCCAGUGACAGACCCAAUGAGGUAGUGAGUGAAGCAAACUCUGCAAAUUUGGAGCCCAACUUGCUUCAUCAUCCAGCCUCAGAUUGCCCAAAGUUGCCCAAAGAUAGAGAUCUCAUGGAGAUGAAGCAGCCUGAAAGUCAAUCAGCAAACUCAGGAUUAUGCUCCCUGGCCUACAAGAUGACUGAUGGAAACUGUGCUCUUGGUAUGGGUGGUCUACUGCCCGGGAAUUGUGGGGACAGUAAUGUCCAGCACGUUGAGCAAACUGAAGAUAGUGGACAGAUUACUUCUAGAGAAACUAUACUAGAGGUUACAGGGUUAAAACCUGAGCUCCCAGACACUCUUCGAGAUCCUAAAGGAGGGGGAAAAAUGGGAUCCAUUCCUAUGGCAGAACCUGGGAAAUCCACAAUGUACGUAUCUCCAGGAGCUGAUGCUAAUUCUGAAACCCAGGUAGCUGAAAAUAAAAAACAGGAUAACCAGUCAACUAAGAUGCUUUGUAACAAGGAUACUGAGGACCUUCUAGUACCUAUGGCUGAACCUGUAAGUGUUCCUGCAAAUAAUGAAGCUGGACAGAAAUUCAACUCGGAUGUGAAAACUUAUUGUCCUGAUGAGACCUUGAAUAAAAAAAGUGGAGUAGACUCUCAAAGGCCAGUGCAGAGUCAUCAGGGAAAUGGAUCAUCUGCAAGUAACAGCAGCACAAGGAUCACUCUGUUGGGAAACCCUGAACCAUCAGCAGGGACUUGCUUCCAAAAAUCUCACUCGUGUUCAGAAUUUUCUGUCUCAACAAACUCCAAUGAUAACAGCUCUCCCUUUGAAAAUAGGAAAGAGACUUCUCCAGAUGGUAUUGAAGGGACAAAGACCAGUACUGAAGAUAUCCCAAAAAACUUACCACCCACAGAAGUUGAAGAAAACUCGAGCUGUCCUCCUACUUGUAGUGCACAGGAGCCAAGUCCGAUAUCAGAAUUCCAAAAUAUGCAGUAUGGAGAAAGUUUGAAUGGGAUCCAAACUUCAGGUGCGCAUGAUUCUAAGGAAAAAAUUUUGGACAGUCCUUCAACAAAAGAGUUGGAUUCAUCAGCACUAACAAGAGAAAAGUUUCCUCCAGUGAUGGACCAAGAGAAACAGUUCAGUGGUGACCAGUCCUUUGGUAUUUCUUCUCCUUCUGUGGUCAAUUUAAAAGAUUCCUCUCUUCAAGAUAACUCAAAUGUCAAAACAGAAGAAAAUUGUUGCACCGGACAGAUACCUGACAAGCCCCAACAGGAGAAGGAGUGUGCUUUGAUCUCAGACACUCGGCAUGAAGGAACAUGCCAGGAAAAUGGGUUUUCUCAGACAGCUGACAUGUAUGCACAGCUCAGUAGCUUAGGUAAUACAGAAAAUACAAGUGAAAAUGAGGUUGGGGCCCCGCCUUGUCAUGUAAGUGCACCACCAUCCAUUAAGGCUGCUGCUGACAUUCAGCCUGCUCCAUCAACUGACCGACUCCAUAUUACACCUCCGGAUGCCCCAGAGAAGGUGCUUGAUGAAACUUCAAAUAGCAAUCAGCUUCUAUCGGACACACAGGAGAAAACUGAGCUUCCAGCCCCCUCAAACCAGGAAAUUCAAGGGCAUCUGUCACUCAGUAGCAAAAUCAGCCCCCAGGAGGACCAUGUCAAAGAGAAUUUUGAAAGUGUAUCUGCUGAGGGAGGAAAGAACGUUGCCCAAGGAAUCCUGGCUACAUGUCUGGUAUCACACGAGCUCGGAGAAGCUGUUCCAAACAAGGAUUUCCUUCAGCCCGAAUGUAGCCUUAAGGUGGAUGUUGAGCCAGCUCCCAGUGGUGGAGAGAAUGGAGCCACCUUUGUCUCAGGUAGUCUCUGCCAAGCUGGGCAGAAGUCUGGCAGCUUCAAGAAUGACUCAUGGCUCAAAAGUGAAAUAGGUGGAAUUGUCAGUAAUGUCUUGAGUGCUUCAACAUGUCAGACCGACUCAGACAGGCAGCAGCCAGAGCUGCCAACUGCUGGGAUAUCCAGACAGACCGUAGAGGUAGCUCCUGAGAAUCUUAACCUCAAUAUAAACCGUGCUGUUGAAGGAAAAUCAGAAGAUAGCAAGACAAAGACUGAUUCCAUUAAAGAGUCCAGUGUUUCCAGCGAAAGUUCCUGUCCUGAAGGAGAGUCUGUGUUCACUUGUGAGGACUCUGCAAAUUUACAUACAGAUUACCUUUCAUCCAUAUUGAAACCUGCCCAGGUAAGGGAGGAUAUAUCUGCAGUUAAAUCCAACGAGAUCCAAAACGAGAGAAACUCCAACUCCCAGGCAAGAAGUUCUGGGGAAAAUAUUCUGAAAAUGGCGGAGGUCUCAAGAGAGGAUGCCGAGAAAGGUAAUGAGAAGGUAGGAGAUACCUCCAAGAUGCCUAAGGACACACCCCACAGUGAGAACUGCAGUUUGGGACAACCUAGCAUGAUGGCUGGAUUCCCUGAUUUCAAGGCACAUAUCAGCAAAAUAUUUGAGAAAUCUGUCCUUGGUGCAUUGACCGCUGACCGUCCACAGCUUACACUGCAAGAAAAAGAUAGGUUUGAAUGGAGUCCAAUGGGAAAGGACUCUUUGGAGCAACUAAGCACAGAGAAGCAUUUACAUCAUGGUCAAGGAGGAGAUUACAUCAUGAUUUCCACCACUCAUGUUGAACAAGGGGUAGAAACAAAAGGUAAAGAGGAAGAUUUUACUCUAGAGACUGCCUCUUGCCAAACAAACCCAGACAAGUUAACUUGUCAAGAAGGUAUAGCCAUAGAAAAGUCCCCAGGUUUAACUGCUCCUACCCUGAAACAGAGCCUGCUAAAAACCAACUUGGAAAAGGAUGGAAUUGCAUCUGGUGUCUUGCAAAAAGAAAAUAAAACAGAAAAGUCUGAAACAGCUGAUGAGAAAUAUACAGGAUUUACAUUUGAGCAUCAAAAGCUUCAGGGAGAAGGAAAGCAGGGACUGAUUUCAAGCCUCCCUUUUGACAUUUCUGGGCAGAAAAAACCUUUAGAAAAUACCACCCUUUCUAAGAGUGAAGAAUAUUAUAUCAUCUCCCAGAUACAUACAGAGGCACCUUUAUCUCAAGAGGAUCUGACUGCUACAGGGAGCUGGCAGCAAAAAAUACCCUCCAGCAGAAAGGUGCCCAAAGAUGAUGAGCUCUAUGCUUCUAUUGGCACCGAGGAAGUGGACAACACCCCAGAACUUGGACAUUUCCAGGAAAUUUCAUCUCCACCUGGGGACAUUCCAGUCUCUCCUAAUGCAAGCAAUAAGCAGCUCAGUGCUAGCAUGCCAAGGAAUGAAAAGAGGCCCCAAGAUGAUGACAGUUCUCAUGAUGAUUCAAGAACUUUGGAGACCCCAAGAACAGAAAAUGUUAUGGAUUUACCAAACCCCAGUGGAUUAUUAACACACUUUGUGGUUGAUUGCUUCAAACAAGAGUUAGGUUUGCAGGACUUCCAGUUAGGUGUCUUACAAGAACCUGGCCUACUGUUAGAAAAAGUUCCAAAAGCAAAAAGUGAAGUUUCUGUUACUGAAAUAGAGUCGGAAGCUCACUCUUCUGAAGGCCAGCCCUUAAAAGGCAGCCCUGAAACAGGUACUACAAGAAUGGUAGUUAGCCCAGCUUGUGACUCAGCUCUGCAAAUGAGGCUCUCCAAUCAAGGCCCCGAGGCCCAGUGUGGCUUCUUGAAGGCAAUUCUAGGGAUGGAGGAGAAAGAUGCUUCUCAAUGUUUAGAGAAUGAAGCUGGGAACCAACAGACUGACCAAUAUUCUGAGCAUGAAUUCACACCACCUGAAAAUGAGCUCAAGUUACCAGUCUGCUCAACUCCUGAGACAGAUAAAGGACAAGUCCAGAAACCUCAAGAUGUUAUUUCAGAAGAGGGACUCACAGAAAGAAAGAGUUUCAAGCCUGAUCAUUCUCUUCUCCCUCUGGUACCUGAAAAGGAUGCUCUAGAAAAUCUUACUACCAGUUCAACGAAGUCCAACAAGGAUGACAGAGUAGAAAGUUCUCCUGCAUUAGAUGAUGUUCAUUUGACAGCAUCUGUUGAUCAUCCAUCAGGGCAGCCUAUAGUUGGUUCUUCUCCCUGUGAGGUUACGGUCCCAGAUACUGCAGAGCUGACUGCUUCCAGGACCUCUGGGGUAAUAGCAACCUGUGAGAACAUUGUUCCUGCAUCCUCUGAGGACUUACAUUUGGCUCCCACCCCAGCCAAUGAUGCAGAGUUACCAGUUUCUCAAAGCCAAAAUCUGAAGGACUUUAAGAGGAGUUCCGACUCUGAAGAAGCAUUUGAGACUCCGGAAUCAACAACUCCUGUCAAAGCCCCUCCAGCCCCACCACCUCCACCUCCAGAAAUCAUCACAGAACAAGAAAUCAGACCACAGCCACCCCCAGAAGAUCCAGGGCUGUGUUCUGAGACAGUUCCCAUCACAGAUGUGCCGCAGAGUGAGUCAGUGGAAGGAAGCCCUUUCCGUCCUCCAUCACAUUCCUUCUCCACAGUCUUUGAUGAAGACAAACCAAUAGCCAGCAGCGGGACGUACAACUUGGACUUCGAUAACAUUGAGGUGGCAGAUACUUUGCAGACCUUGGAACCAAGCUCCUCAGAUGCCAAGAAUCGGGACUCCAAAGUGAAUGUCCGGAGAAAAUCGACAGAUUCUGUCCCUGUUUCUAAAUCUACCUUAUCCCGCUCUCUCAGUUUGCAAGCUAGUGACUUUGAUGGUGCUGCUGGUGCUUCUCUAGAGAAUAAUGAGGCAGGGGCAGUAGCAGCUGAUGCGUACAGCACGGGUACGACGAGUGCUUCCAGUACCCUUAAGAGAACUAAAAAACCCAGACCCCCUUCCUUAAAAAAGAAGCAGACCACCAAAAAACCUACAGAAACAUCACUGGUAAAGGAAACUCAGCAAGACCCAGUGGAGGAGAGUUCUGUUAUUAGCGAGGAAAACCCAGCAUCUGAAACAAAAACUGAAUUAAGUAAGACGGAAGGUUCAGGCCCAGAAGUGCCUGAAGAAAGCCCACUGGAGACUACUGUUGGAUACAAAGCUACCUAUCCCCUGGACCCUGAUAGUGCCGAGGGAGAUAUUCCACCUAACAUAGGCAGCAGCAAAGUACAGAACUCACCCCCAAUUGGAAAGAAGAAUCUGCCUCUGGACACAGCCCCAGAAGCAGUGGAGGUGACUCCAUCUGACACUGGAGGGCAGGAGAACUCCCCAGCCAAAGCCUCUGUAAGGCUGGAGUUUGACUAUUCUGAAGAUAAAGGAAGUUGGGACGACCAACUAGAAAAUCCCCCUCCUCCCAAAAAGAUAGGUAAAAAGCCAGUGGCCAAGAUGCCGCUAAGGAGGCCAAAGACUAAAAAGACAGUGGAAAAACUUGAUAAUGCUCCUGCCUCACCCACUAAGUCCCCUGUUGACCCUAAUGAGAUCCCCAUCUCCAAAGGCUCCUAUACCUUUGAUAUAGAUAAAUGGGAUGAUCCCAACUUUAACCCCUUUUCUUCCACUACAAAAAUACAAGAGUCUCCCAAACUGCCCCAACAGACAUACAAUUUUGAUGCCGACAUCUGUGAUGACUCCAUUGACCCUUUUAAGACAUCUUCUAAGAUUUCUGGCUCACCUUCUAAGUCCCCAGCUUCUUUUGAGAUCCCAGCCAGUGCUGUUGAGACUAAUGGUGUGGAAGGAGACAACUUAAACAAGCCUGCAAAGAAAAAAAAGACACCGCUAAAGACGAUGGUAGAAGAUGUGAUGUCUGUAUGUUCUCUGUUUGAUACAUUUAGGGUGAAAAAGUCGCCAAAACGGUCUCCUCUGUCUGAUCCACCUUCACAGGAUCCCACUCCACUGCCUACACCAGAAACACCCCCAGUGAUCUCUACUGUGGUGCAUGCAACUGAUGAGGAAAAACUAGCAGUGACCAAUCAGAAAUGGACUUGUAUGACAGUGGAGCUAGAUGCAGACAAGCAAGAUUACCCCCAGCCCUCUGACCUGUCAACUUUUGUAAAUGAGACCAAAUUCAAUUCUCCCACAGAGGGUAAGCAAAUUAAUGGCCAUUUGGACCCCAACCCCAACCUGGAAAAACUUGCUCCAAAAGAGCAAGAGGCAGUGAAGGACCAUAAAGAAAAUCAGAAGCCAGAGCUGGAUUAUCGAAACUCUUAUGAAAUAGAAUAUAUGGAGAAAAUCGGCUCUAACUUACCUCACGAUGAUGGAACCCCGAAGAAACAAUCUUUGUAUCUUAUGUUCGAUGCCCCUCAGGAGAGUCCAGUCAAAUCUCCUCCAGUUCGGUUAUCUGAUUCCCCAACUCCAUGUUCAGGGUCAAGUUUUGAAGAAACAGAAGCUCUGGUGAAUGCUGGCAUGAAAAUCCAGCAUCCGGUCUCACGAGUCCUGGUUCCUAAUCAAGAGACACACUUACAGGCUUCAGAGAAAUCAAAUCAGAAAGAGCCCAUGAACUUAGGAACGACCUCAGAUGCUCUCGAAAGAACAGCUCCUGAAGAUUCCUAUGUCUCUGCUGAAGCUCUCCUCAAUAGGAUAUCUCAUCAAACCUCAAUAUGUGAUGCGCUUGAAUAUCUAGAGCCUGAUUUAGCAGAAAAGAAUCCCCCAAUAUUUGCUCAAAAACUUCAGGAGGAGUUAGAGUUUGCGGUCAUGAGGAUAGAAGCGCUGAAGCUAGCCAGACAGAUUGCCCUGGCUUCUUUCAGCUCCUUAGACACCAAGAGAGAGGCUGCGCUCCCCGCAGAUGUCUCCAUCUCUAAAACUGCCUUGUAUUCUCGCCUUGGGACCUGUGAGUCAGAGAAACCUCCAGCCCUUCUUUAUCAGCAGUCGGAUUUAGAUGCUUCACUGCGAAUCGCUAGAGAAGAGAUUAUCACCAAGGAAAGAGAGGUCUCAGAAUGGAAAGACAAGUAUGAAGAAAGUAGACGAGAAGUAAUGGAAAUGAGGAAAAUAGUGGCAGAGUAUGAAAAGACCAUCGCUCAGAUGAUAGAGGAUGAACAGAGAGAAAAGUCGGUCUCCCAUCAUACUGUCCAGCAGCUGAUUGUGGAGAAGGAACAAGCCUUGGCUGACCUCAACUCGGUGGAAAAAUCUUUGGCCGAUCUUUUUCGGAGAUAUGAAAAAAUGAAAGAGGUCCUGGAGGGGUUCCGUAAGAAUGAAGAAGUGCUAAAGAAAUGUGCUCAGGAGUAUCUAUCCCGUGUGAAAAAAGAGGAACAGAGGUACCAGGCACUCAAAGUACAUGCAGAGGAAAAACUGGACAGAGCUAAUGCUGAGAUUGCCCAAGUCCGAGGAAAAGCUCAGCAGGAACAAGCAGCCUAUCAGGCCAGCCUUCGGAAAGAGCAGUUGAAAGUAGAUGCUCUAGAAAGAACACUGGAACAAAAGAAUAAAGAAAUAGAAGAACUUACCAAGAUUUGUGAUGAACUGAUUGCCAAAAUGGGAAAAAGCUAACUUUGAACCAAAUUUUUGGACUACACUAUUGAGUGCAAUAUGACCAUUGGCACACUGAUGUCCAUACCUUUAUGUGGACAGGUUAUAUUUUCACUUUUUCGUAUGCACUACUGUAUUUUCUUUCUAAAUAAGGUUGAUUUAAUUGUAUGCAGUUCUCAGAAGACUAUCAGAAGUUCUUGCUAUUGUUUGCAUUUUCAUAGUAUAAUUCAUAGCAAGUUGAUCUCAGAGUUCCUGUAUCAGGGAGAUUGUCAAAUUCUCUAAUAAAUGACAAAUUGCUGAUCCUAGCUUAUCCCUUUGUACAUGAGUUCCCAUGUUGGGUGUCUUUUGGAUUUAAUAUGAACACGUAUAACUUUGCAUGGGGACUCUUGCCUUAAGGAGUGUAAACUUGAUCCGCAUUUGCUGAUUUGUUUAAAAAAAAGAAAAGAAAAAGAAAAAUGCAUGUUUCAAAUAAAAUUCUCUAUUGUAAA
Molecule: messenger RNA, 9951 nt
Organism: Sarcophilus harrisii (Tasmanian devil)
Lineage: Eukaryota; Metazoa; Chordata; Mammalia; Dasyuromorphia; Dasyuridae
Gene: TACC2
Product: transforming acidic coiled-coil containing protein 2
Exons: 25
Coding region: 284-9484 (3066 amino acids)
Biological process (GO): mitotic spindle organization; cell population proliferation
Cellular component (GO): cytoplasm
Source: RefSeq, a predicted model, not a curated record